This is a messenger RNA of Anastrepha obliqua, 912 nucleotides long. Its product is annotated as protein lethal(2)k10201. NCBI's taxonomy places the organism in Eukaryota, Metazoa, Arthropoda, Insecta, Diptera, Tephritidae. The coding region runs from base 121 to 825 and encodes 234 amino acids. The transcript has a single exon. The record is from RefSeq and is a predicted model, not a curated record.
UUACCAUUAACAUUCUCUGAUAGUACAGUAUAUGUACUAAAUCUACCGAUUUUUGUUCUUUGAGACAGCAAAAAUUAGAACAAGUUAAUUUAAGUUGAUUUUGAUUUUUUCUCAAUUAAGAUGUUGUCUGUCGCAGAAUUAAUACACUUGCUGAAUAAUAUUCCAUCAAGAUAUAAAACUCCUGAUGAUAUAUGUUUCGAUGCAGCCAACCAAAAGUACAUAGCGAAGUACAAAAAGCUGGGGGUUAUAACUGUUGCCGACGAAUUGCAAGAUGGAGCCAUGGCAUCAAGCUCUACUGAAUUUUUUUGUAAUGUGCCCGGCUGCCAAAAUGUAUUCGAAGAUGCCGGUACUUAUCAAACACAUUUCAACAAUGUACAUAGAUAUUUGUGUUCAAUUUGUCGCCGCUCAUUACCCACUGCACACUUACUCGAUUUGCAUGUCUCGGAGCGCCAUGAUUCCUAUUUUGCAACACGUGUAGAACGUGGGGAGGCGAUGUAUGCCUGCUUUCUAGAAGAAUGCAAACAGAAAAUGCUUACACAGGAACAGCGCAAAGACCACUGUAUAAACAUUCAUAAAUUCCCCAGCAAUUUUAGAUUUGAAUAUAAUGAAAAGAAAGCGCCAUCAACCCGCAAUACUUCACAAAACCAGAAAAAACAAGGCACCGAUCCAGUGGGUAUUCCUGGGGUUAGUACAAAAGUUAAUGAAAUCAAGGCAAUAUCAUUCGGACAUCCAAAGGAAAAGACAUUUCAAGCUCAUAGCGCACCAAAAUCAAAAGAUGGCUUAAAGGACCUACAUGGGCUAAAAGAUGCAUUAGAUGAUAUAUGAAAUCAAGCAGAAGUACCGGUAGUUUUUUUCGUUAAAUUAUUUUUGUAUUUAUAUUUUAAUAAUAAAAAUGAAGUCGAUUAACAUUUA